This is a messenger RNA of Fopius arisanus, 1478 nucleotides long. RefSeq names its product vacuolar protein sorting 36 (gene Vps36). Gene Ontology annotation, biological process: protein transport to vacuole involved in ubiquitin-dependent protein catabolic process via the multivesicular body sorting pathway. Gene Ontology annotation, molecular function: phosphatidylinositol-3-phosphate binding; ubiquitin binding. The record is from RefSeq and is a predicted model, not a curated record. NCBI's taxonomy places the organism in Eukaryota, Metazoa, Arthropoda, Insecta, Hymenoptera, Braconidae. Gene Ontology annotation, cellular component: late endosome membrane; ESCRT II complex. The coding region runs from base 110 to 1321 and encodes 403 amino acids. The transcript has 6 exons.
UCGACGAAUAUGUCAAAAUGAUUGACUUCGCUAGUUCUGGAGUGCCUGAAAGUGUUGGAGGAGAUUCUUCUCCAGUUUUUGAGAUUUAUCUUUAUAUUUCUCAUUGACAAUGAACAGAUUCGAGUACAGGGAGUCCAGGAUGAUGCCCAACGAGGGCUACAUCAGAAGGGAUCAUCCUGUCAGACUUUAUGAUGGCGACACGAAGACGAAUUUCGUGGGAGGAGAAAUUGUAUUGACGAGUCACCGACUCAUCUGGGGACGUCCCCAGGAUGUCGCCCAGGGCCAGAUCUGUUUAUCCCUGUCCUUGAGACACGUAGUGUUCUUUGAAGAGGACAGUGCAGGGGUUUUCUCAUUCAGCAGAAGUAAAAAAGUUGUUCUACACUUGGCAGAACCGCUCCCAGAUAAAUUACCAGGUCCAGUAGAUAACAGCUUCCACAUGUAUAUAAAAUUGUCCUUCAAAGAGGGCCUUAAUCCUGGGUUUCUGUCAGACUUUGCUGAUGCCAUCAUGAGAAAGAGUUGGGAGGUAAUGCCCAUAAUGCCAACGAUAGCCAUGUCCGAAUUGAGUGUCCAGGGGCAAUCAGAAGGUGCCACUCAACUUCGAACGAUAAAGACACGAACUGGAAUUAUAGGAAUCGAGCGGAGCCUUCAGGAACGCCAGAAAGCCACUGACAACAGCAUUUCCAUGGCGUUCCAGGAUCUGAGGAAACUCAUGGAGAUGGCCAAGGACAUGGUGACGAUAUCGAAAACGAUUUCGGCUAAGAUAAGGGAACGACAGGGGGAUAUUACUGAGGAUGAGACUGUGAGGUUCAAAUCUUAUUUGAUGAGCAUGGGAAUCGAUGAUCCUGUUACGAGGGAUGCUUACAAAACGAGUAAUGAGUAUUUCAGACAGCUGGCUGUGCAAUUGUCCCAGAUAUUGGAGGAACCAUUGAAGGAAGUUGGAGGGAUGAUGACAUUAACUGACGUUUAUUGCCGAGUGAAUAGAGCCAGAGGUUUGGAGCUCUUAUCACCUGAAGAUUUGCUCAAUGCCUGCAGACAACUCGCUCCACUUGACCUUCCAGUGGUGCUCAGAGCAUUUGAUAGUGGAGUUAUGGUGAUACAAGCUCGAUCUCACGAUGACAAUGCUGUUGUUGAAUCUCUUGCUGAAUUAUUGAGAGACAAGGGAUCAAUCACUGCUGAAGAAUUAGCUCAAUCAGCAGGCAUCUCUAUUGUUCUGGCUCGAGAAAGACUCCUGGUAACGGAAAAAUAUGGUAGAGCUUGCAGAGACGAUACAAUCGAAGCCCUAAGGUUCUACCCAAAUUUAUUCCUCGAAGAAGUGUCUUAAGUUUUCAUUUCCCUCCGAAAAAUAAUGUCUAUAUUUUUCUGAUUGCUUGCAAGUGGCUAAUCAUUGUUGGAUAAUUCCAUUCUGCCCGUUCUGAGAUCAAAAAUACCUCUGAAAUCGUGUAACAUGCUGAAUAAACAAAUUUAUUUUACAAAUAAUU